Sus scrofa (pig) is the source of this 1724-nucleotide messenger RNA. It is a transcript of the gene PABPC1L2A, whose product is annotated as poly(A) binding protein cytoplasmic 1 like 2A. The record is from RefSeq and is a predicted model, not a curated record. Gene Ontology annotation, molecular function: RNA binding. Lineage: Eukaryota; Metazoa; Chordata; Mammalia; Artiodactyla; Suidae.
GCGGCGGCGGCGGCGGCGGCGGCGGCGGCGGCUGCCGCCGCGGAUGCAGAUGCGGAUGUGGAGACGGGCGGGGGCUCCGAGGGAAACCCGGACUUUCCUAUGGCCUCGCUCUAUGUGGGCGACCUGCACCCUGAGGUGACGGAGGCAAUGCUGUAUGAGAAGUUCAGCCCGGCCGGGCCCAUCCUCUCCAUCCGCAUCUGCAGGGACAAGAUCACCCGCCGCUCGUUGGGCUAUGCAUAUGUCAACUACCAGCAACCGGUGGACGCCAAGCGGGCCCUGGAGACCCUGAACUUUGAUGUCAUCAAGGGCAGGCCAGUGCGCAUCAUGUGGUCCCAGCGGGACCCCUCGCUCCGCAAGAGCGGGGUGGGCAACGUCUUCAUCAAGAACCUGGGCAAGACCAUCGACAACAAGGCUCUGUACAACAUCUUCUCGGCGUUCGGCAACAUCCUCUCCUGCAAAGUGGCCUGCGACGAAAAGGGGCCCAAGGGCUACGGGUUCGUGCACUUCCAGAAGCAGGAGUCCGCCGAGCGCGCCAUCGACGCGAUGAAUGGCAUGUUCCUGAACUACCGCAAAAUUUUCGUUGGGAGAUUCAAGUCGCAUAAAGAACGAGAGGCCGAAAGGGGAGCCUGGGCCAGACAGUCCACCAGUGCUGACGUCAAGGAUUUCGAGGAAGACACCGACGAGGAGGCCACCUUGCGAUGAAGACAUCCCAGGAGCGAGCCAGCCAGCAGAGCCAAGCCUUGGCUCCCACCCGGUUUACAACCCCCCUUUGCCUCCCCCACCCCCAACCCACCAGCAGUGUAUUGUAUUGGGAGUGCAGGUCUCUCGCUCUCUCGCUCUCGCUAUCUCGCUCUCUGUCCGUCUCUCUCUCUCCCCCCUUCCACCUUGCCUCCCUCCAUCUCUCCCCCCCCUCCCUCUCUGUCUCUCUCCCCUGCCCUCUCAUGCCCCCUCCCCCUUCCCCCACCCCCACCUUGGAUCUUGUGAAUAACCUUGCUAAUCUGUGCCACUUGACAGGUUAAAGCCUGCCUCUUCUCCUUGUGGUUUGGUUUAAAAAGCACUUUCUCUCUUUGUUUAUUGCACAGGUGAUACAGUUUCAUGGUAGGAACAUCAGGAAGGAGAAGGAAGUCAGAUGAGGGAAAACCAAGAGAGCAAUUGCUCCCCAUGACCCUACUACCCAGAGACAACCACUUUUACCUUUUUGGUGUGCUCUUUAUCCAGGCUCUCUUCUCUCCCUCUCUCUCCUGCCCUUCCUCACCCCCCCCCCCUUCACCUUCCCCUUUAACACACUGUUAUAGAAUGGUUCAUGUAUGCGGUGUUUCUUAACCUGCUUUUUCAAAAACAAAAACCAAACAAAAAUCAACCCACUGAACUCCUUUCCAUGUUAUUCAACAGGCUUCAGAAACAUAAUCUUCAGUGCCUGCAGAGUGUAUCAAUGGACCCUAUCGUUUCUGUAAUCAUUCCCGCAUUGUUGGACAUUCAGGUGGUGCCUAGUUCUUUCCCUGUGUUUAAACCCAGCACUGUGUAUACGCUGAUGAGUGAAUUCUUCCUUGUCAAGCCAAAUCUUCGCUAGCAUACCGGAUGAUCUUAAUUGUGGACUUGCAGGAUCCACAUGUGGACAUUUUAAAGACCUUUCCUGUGUGUUGCCAAAUGGCCCCUUCAUAAGCAUUGUACCGAUUUGCAUUCAUGCCAGCCAGCUCAGCUAGUAAAAAGAGUAUGCCCAUUUC